AUGUCACUUGAUUGUUUCAGAACAUUGUGUCACCAACUAGAAACAACUUAUGGAUUAAAACCAACACUGAAUGUAGGCAUUGAAGAGAGUGUUGCAAUGUUUUUACGGAUAUGUGGACACAACGAAGUCCAACGAGAUGUUGGUCUAAGAUUUGGGAGAAAUCAAGAAACCGUAAAGAGAAAAUUUUAUGAAGUGCUUAGAGCGACUGAGUUACUUGCUUGUGAUUAUAUCAAAACACCAACAAGGCAAGAACUACACAGGAUUCCGGACAGGCUAAUGGAUGGAAAAUAUUGGCCAUUUUUUAGUGGGUUUGUUGGAGCAAUGGAUGGUGUUCAUGUGUGUGUUAAGGUCACUCCUGAUUUACAAGGAAUGUAUUGGAGUCGACAUGAUAGAACAUCGUUUAACAUCAUGGCAAUAUGUGAUUUAAAUAUGUUAUUCACAUAUGUUUGGAAUGGAGCACCAGGAUCUUGUCAUGAUACAGCAGUUCUUACGAUGGCUCAAAACAAUGAUCCUGAAUUUCCUUUGCCACCAGAAGAUAAGUAUUAUGUGGUUGAUUCUGGCUAUCCAAAUAAACAAGGUUUUCUUGCUCCAUAUAGAUCUUCAAGAAACAUGGUUGUUCGGUACCAUAUGUCAUUAUUUGAGAAUGCUCCACCUCCUCAGAAUAAGCAGGAAUUUUUCAACCGCUGGCACGCAUCUCUACGUUCUAUUAUUGAGAGAACAUUUGGAGUGUGGAAGAAGAAAUGGAGAAUUCUUUGUGAAUUUCCUAGAUAUAAUAUUGAAGUGCAAAAGAGAGUCGUCAUAGCGACAAUGGGUCUACACAAUUUUAUCAGAAUUUCAAAUUCUAUAGAUGAUGAUUUUGCUGAAACAAUGGGGCAUUCACAUAUUGACAACAUUGAUCCGAAGAGUGAUUUAAACGUCAUUGGAACAACAACUAUAGCUGAUGGUGAUUUAAUGGCGAAUCUCAGAGAAAGAAUUGCAGAUACAUUAUGGGCUAAUAAACAUCUUCUAUAUUAA
This is a messenger RNA of Camelina sativa (false flax), 1014 nucleotides long. The record is from RefSeq and is a predicted model, not a curated record. NCBI's taxonomy places the organism in Eukaryota, Viridiplantae, Streptophyta, Magnoliopsida, Brassicales, Brassicaceae.